CAGACACACGCGUACACACACACGUACACACACUCACACAGAUUGUGAUGUUGGUGCAGAUUAAUAUCUGGACUGAUUUACAUGCUGCUGCUGCUGAGAUUUGAGUUGAAGUGACUCGUUACAAUCUAAAUCAAAGUGUAGUGGGACCAUAAGGACACAUUCUUUCUCAAGGAAGGGGGAGGGGGACGAGGACUGAGACAGAGUCCUUCCACAGAGCCUUGAUUCCUGGUUCAUAUGAAGAGGACCGGUCCAUUGUUGACCACGUCCAGGAUGAACCACAGACCACAGACUCUUUAUCACAACAGUCAUCAUGUGAUUCAUACCAACGGCCCGAGGGCCAGGAGUCGCGAUAACCUGCUGAUGUUUGACGACUUUGGAGACGAGAACUGUUGUCCUGGACGAUGUCUCAGUCACAGCAGCUCAGAGCGUCAGCUCCUGGCUCGUAUCAGUGCAGUCAAGCGUCGCCAGGCUCUCCGUGGCCCCGCCUACAUGUUUUCCACGCCCCCCAUCAUCCUGACGGAGGUGGAGCAGCGUUUCCUGGAGGCGGCCGAGUACGGAAACAUCCCAGAGGUGCGACGCAUGCUGCUGCACGUGUCCAACCUGAACGUCAACGCCGUGGACUACAUGGGCCAGAAUGCACUGCAGCUGGCUGUGGCCAAUGAGCAUCUGGAGGUGACGGAACUGCUGCUGGGGAGGGCGGACCUGGCCAGAGUGGGCGACGCCCUCCUGUUAGCCAUCAGUAAAGGUUAUGUCCGGAUCACAGAGGCUCUGUUGGGUCACCCUGCGUUCAGAGACGCUCAUCGUCUCACAGCGAGUCCUGCUCAGGUGGACAUACUGGACGACUUCUUUGCUUACGAUGAGGACGGAACGAGAUUCUCUCAUGACGUGACUCCAGUCAUUCUGGCAGCUCACUGUCAGGAGUACGAGAUCCUUCACACGCUGCUGAGUAAAGGCGCUCGCAUCGAUCCUCCUCAUGAUUACUUCUGCAGCUGUGACUCCUGUAACUACCAGCAGCAGUUUGACUCCUUUAGUCAUUCACGCUCCAGGAUCAACGCGUACAGAGGCCUGGCCAGUCCUGCGUACCUGUCCCUCUUCAACGAAGACCCGGUCCUGGCUGCGCUGGAGCUCAGCAGUGAACUGGCUAUGCUGGCCAACAUCGAGAAAGAGUUUAAGAACGACUACUGUCUCCUGUCCUCUCAGUGUAAGGACUACGUGGUGGGUCUCCUGGAUCUGUGUCGCAGCACAGAGGAGGUGGAGGCCAUUCUGAGCGGAGAACCUGAGUCUGAGGACAACGAUGAUCUGCCCAGCAGGCCGUCACUCACACGACUCAAACUGGCCAUCAAAUAUGAACUGAAGAAGUUUGUGGCUCAUCCUAACUGUCAGCAGCAGUUGCUCAGUAUCUGGUACGAGAAUCUUCCGGGUCUCAGACAACAGACCACUGCGGUCAAACUGCUGGUGGUUCUGGCUGUAGCUGUAGGACUUCCUGGUCUGGCAGUGGCGUACUGGAUCGCUCCGUGUGGCCAAGUGGGGAAGGUGAUGCGCAGCCCCUUCAUGAAGUUUGUGGCUCACGCCUCGUCCUUCACCAUCUUCCUCGGCCUCCUUAUCCUUAACGCCGCCGACCGAUUUGCCGGAACCACGCUGUUGGCAAACAUGACUCACCAUCAACAGCCGGGGUCAACGUUCAAGAGUGAGCCGCUGCUGCUCCACCGCUCCACCACCACUCCUUUCACCUGGAUGGAGAUCCUCAUCAUCUCAUGGGUGAUUGGGAUGAUCUGGGCUGAGGUGAAGGAGAUCUGGAGUCAGGGACCUGGAGAGUACCUGGUGGAGCCGUGGAACUUCUUGGACUUUGGGAUGUUGGCGAUCUUCCUCGCCUCCUUCUGCUGCCGCUUCUCCGCCCUGCGUCACGCAGACGUAGCUCAGACUUACGUGCACUCACACUACACCACGCUGGUGAAUGUCACGCUGCCGCCCGAGAUUCACUACUUCACGCUGGCACGGAUCCACUGGCUGCCCUCUGACCCUCAGCUGGUGUCAGAAGGUCUGUACGCCGUGGCGGUGGUGCUCAGCUUCUCUCGGAUCGCUUACAUCCUCCCGGCCAACGAGAGCUUCGGUCCGCUGCAGAUCUCUUUAGGGCGGACGGUCAAAGACAUCUUUAAGUUCAUGGUCAUUUUCAUCUUGGUCUUCCUGGCGUUCAUGAUCGGCAUGUUUAACCUGUACUCAUAUUAUCUGGGAGCCAAGCAGAACGACGCCUUCACCACCCUGGAGGAGAGUUUUAAGACGUUGUUCUGGGCGAUAUUCGGCCUCUCUGAGGUCAGAUCUGUCGUCAUCAACAACGGACACAAGUUCAUCGAGAACAUCGGUUACGUCCUAUACGGCGUCUACAACGUCACCAUGGUGAUAGUGCUGCUCAACAUGCUCAUCGCCAUGAUCAACAGCUCCUUCCAGGAGAUCGAGGACGACGCUGACGUGGAAUGGAAGUUUGCUCGAGCCAAACUGUGGUUCUCGUACUUUGAGGAGGGACGGACGCUGCCCGUGCCCUUUAACCUGGUUCCCAGUCCUAAAUCCACGCUGGGUCUGGUGACGUGUGUCAAGUCUGUGCUGCUGCACCUUGUGAGAGGACACCAGGAGGACAAGACAGAGACGCAGCUCAACCAGCUUGGAGACAGAAAUCAUUCAGGAUAUGGUUCUUCUCCCGGGCCGAGCAGGUACCAGAAGAUCAUGAAGCGACUGAUCAAACGUUACAUCAUCAAAGCACAGACAGACCGAGAGAGCGAUGAAAUCACUGAAGGAGAACUGAAGGAGAUCAAGCAGGACAUCUCCAGCCUGCGCUACGAGCUGCUGGAGGAGAAAUCACAGAACCAGGAGACACUGGACGGACUUCUGAGGAGACUGGGAGAGAUCAGCACGCCCUCAUAACAGCAACAAGCCGAUUGAUGUGUUUAUUUAAAAAGUAACUUACUGAUUGUAUGACUUUUAUAUA
This is a messenger RNA of Solea senegalensis (Senegalese sole), 2980 nucleotides long. Its product is annotated as short transient receptor potential channel 3-like. Gene Ontology annotation, biological process: regulation of cytosolic calcium ion concentration; calcium ion transmembrane transport; manganese ion transport. The transcript is spliced from 14 exons. Gene Ontology annotation, cellular component: cation channel complex; membrane. Gene Ontology annotation, molecular function: store-operated calcium channel activity; inositol 1,4,5 trisphosphate binding; protein binding. The record is from RefSeq and is a predicted model, not a curated record. The coding region runs from base 235 to 2916 and encodes 893 amino acids. NCBI's taxonomy places the organism in Eukaryota, Metazoa, Chordata, Actinopteri, Pleuronectiformes, Soleidae.